UGUUAGUGGUCGCCAUCGCCCCACCCAGCGGUCCCGGCUCCGCUGCACGUCCUCGGGGCCGCCGCCUGGGCGGAGUGGGCCGGCGGCGUCUGCGGCUCGAGUUGGCGGCCAGGCCAGGCAGACUGCCCCGUCACGGCGGCCCGGUGAUGUCACACUCGCCUGUGACGGGCGCGAUUACUUGUCCUCGAAGCCAACGGUCGAGGCCGAGGCCGGAGGGGAGCACGGGUGCGCGGCCUCGUUCCCGCCCCACGGAGCAGCCCCACUCCCCGCCGACUGGUCACCUUUGGACAGAGUGGAGGCUGUGCUGAGCAGACUCUGGAACCAUGAACAUAUUUGAUCGGAAGAUCAACUUUGAUGCCCUCUUAAAAUUUUCCCACAUAACCCCCUCGACACAGCAGCACCUGAAGAAGGUCUAUGCCAGUUUUGCACUCUGUAUGUUUGUGGCAGCUGCAGGGGCCUAUGUCCAUGUGGUCACGCACUUCAUUCAGGCUGGCCUGCUCUCUGCCUUGGGCUCCUUGGGCUUGAUGAUUUGGCUGAUGGCAACACCUCAUAGCCAUGAAACAGAACAGAAAAGAUUGGGACUGCUCACUGGAUUUGCUUUCCUUACAGGAGUUGGCCUGGGCCCCGCUCUGGAGUUGUGCAUUGCUGUCAAUCCCAGCAUCCUCCCUACCGCCUUCAUGGGCACAGCUAUGAUCUUCACCUGCUUCAGCCUGAGUGCACUCUAUGCCAGGCGCCGUAGCUACCUCUUUCUAGGAGGUAUCUUGAUGUCAGCUAUGAGCCUAAUGUUCUUGUCUUCUCUGGGGAACCUAUUCUUUGGAUCCAUUUGGCUAUUCCAGGCAAACCUGUACAUGGGGUUGGUGGUCAUGUGUGGCUUUGUCCUCUUUGAUACUCAACUCAUUAUUGAAAAGGCUGAAAAUGGAGAUAAGGAUUAUAUCUGGCACUGCGUUGAUCUCUUCUUAGAUUUUGUUACACUCUUCAGAAAACUCAUGAUGAUCCUGGCCUUGAAUGAGAAGGACAAGAAGAAAGAAAAGAAAUGAACUGGCUAUUAGCCUUUCCCAGCUUGAUGUCCUCCCCAACCCCUCAUUUCUUUGCACACAUCGCAGGUGUCAUGUUCUAUGAUAAUGAAAAG
Nannospalax galili (Upper Galilee mountains blind mole rat) is the source of this 1129-nucleotide messenger RNA. It is a transcript of the gene Tmbim6, whose product is annotated as transmembrane BAX inhibitor motif containing 6. NCBI's taxonomy places the organism in Eukaryota, Metazoa, Chordata, Mammalia, Rodentia, Spalacidae. The transcript is spliced from 10 exons. Gene Ontology annotation, molecular function: enzyme binding. The coding region runs from base 324 to 1037 and encodes 237 amino acids. Gene Ontology annotation, cellular component: mitochondrial membrane. Gene Ontology annotation, biological process: cellular response to unfolded protein; negative regulation of endoribonuclease activity; negative regulation of apoptotic signaling pathway. The record is from RefSeq and is a predicted model, not a curated record.